AUGGCGGAAGAAUGCGUUAUUACAACUUUCGAGGCACCUGAGGAUAUUUCCAGGCCUAGAUCAGGAUCCGCAUCCGGCUCUAGUGACAGUGAUGUAUCACCAAUCUGCAAAAUCAGCCCCCUAGUGGUUCCUGUACAUUCAACUUCACCCCGUCCCCUCACACCCAAGAAGCGACACCGUGCUGAGAUGGAGCAAGAACUCAGGAGGCAAGAGGAGGCCCUCAGGGCUGAGGUGGCAAAGCCAACCGUCAAGGAAGCCAAGUCACCCGCAGUGGAUGUCAAGAGUGGAGGAGCAGUAGAGACAAAACCAGAAAAGGAACUCCCCAUGAAAAAGAGGAAUUCAGAACUCAAAGAGCAAAUGGCGUCAGAGACUAAAACUGAAUCAAAGGAUGAAAAACCUGCUGACAAGGGUGAAGAGUCUGAAACCAAAACCGCCUCAAAUGUAGAAUCUGAAAUAUCAAGCAUGCCUAAGAAGUCCAAACCUGAUGGGACAAAACCUGCUAAAAGUUCAACAACCCCAAAGAAAUCCCCCGCUGCAAAGUCCCCAGCUGCAAAGGCUUCUGUGUCUCCUGACGGUGGGGCUGAUGGCGAAGUAGUAAUUCCUGAUGGAUGGAGACGUAUUGCUACUCAGAGAAUGCAAGGCGUGAGUGCUGGGAAGGUGGACGUUUACUACUGGAGUCCUACAGGAAAAAAGUUUCGUUCUCGCCCUCAAAUCCUGAGCUACUUGGAAGAGGUAGGCUCCCCUUUGUCCGUUGAGGCCUUUGACUUCAGGUCAAAAAACGCUAACGCUAGCCCUGCAAGGAUCAGAUCUCCAGCUCCAGAGAAGACGAAAAAAGUGACGCCGAAAGCUAAGGUAAAAGAGUCACCUAAAAAGGCAAAGACAAAGACGAAGCCGCUAGGUCGUCCCAGGAAAAACAGUGGAGGGAAGUCUCCAGCAAAGAAGACACCAGCUAAGAAGUCUCAAGUAAAGAAGUCUCCAGCGAAGAAGUCUCAAGUGAAGAAGUCUCCGGCAAAGAAGUUGGCUAAACAGCCAAGGAAGGUGAUGAAACCACCGCCAGAUACUGGCCCCAAGAAGGCCAGCCGAGCCCAGCAACUGCAGAAGCUUCUCGUUAAGAUCAAUUUCCAGAAGCCAGGAGACAUACGGGAGAUGUCCUCUGACGAGUCGUCCAAUGUCUCAGAAGACGACUUUGAUCCCGGCACUACGGAGGAAAUAGACAAUACAAGUGAAAUCAGCGUCACCCCUAGCCCUCCUCCAACUAAGAAAAUGAGACGGCACUCCUCACCAAUUGACUGAACUUUGACUGAAUCUUCACCUACGCACUGACCAUUUUGAUUUGUUGACAGGCCUUGAAUUACAUCCUUGAACAUGCCGAAAAGGGCAAGGCUAUUUUCAUUUUGAAUUGGCACUUUCAUUUGAGAAUCAGGCCUGCAAUUAUACAAGCCGAUGUUAUUCAUUUACAUGUAGGUAAACUUUCAAUAGACCCGAUAAAUGUAGAUCCAAGAUCUAUGUCAAUCAAGGAUUAUUAAUCUGUCUAAUGGUUGAUGCAGAUAGUUGACCAAACUCCAUGUGGUAAAAGUGAACAUAGUCAUUUUUAUUUCAAGCUGCUGUUGAUAUUAUGUGUGGUUGUAGGAUUUUAGUUGUUUAUUUACUUAAACUUUAAAAUUAUGAAAUGUUCUUUUUCUAAUCAAAGUACAUGUAUUAUUGUUUAAAUUACUAUCCCUCUCAGAAUUUUUGUACCUGUUAUUGAGGUGAUUAGCCUUGAAGCGAUAUACAAGUAUUCCAUUCUGUUACUUCACUGAAAUGAAGUAGUGGACCUCAAGACCCAACAGAAGCCGUUGCGUUUGAUGUUCAUGCCGACUGCGUUGAUGGCUUUUAGGAAAAAAUGAUUUAUUACAGGCCCCCUUUCCAACACUUCAUAAGAAGCAAAAAUUGUCAGGGCAGAGUUCAUCUUUAACGACAAUCCACUGGCCAGAACUUUACUCACUACUGGUCCGGCUGUCUAGUUCAAUUUUGAAAAGGAUCCACAUUUAAUAAUAGACUAGUGAGAAAGCUGAUCGGCCAAUGAAAUCAAAAGAUAGCUGGUCCUUCAUUGCCAGUCACUAACAAGUUUGUCUACUUCGGUUUUCAUCACUCCAAGCCUGGAAUUUCAUCUUUGAAAGGGCAAGGUCGCUUUCAUUUUGCAAAGGGCACUUCUGUGGGAAACCUUUGUAAAGGGAACUAAGGCCAAAAUCAGGGCAACAGUGUGUUAUUCCCGGUAAUUUCAGCGGUCGAUUUCAUGAAACUUUAAUCAACUGCGUAAGUCCACUUGCGCAACGUUGCACAUGUGGAAUUAUGCAGUUGUGUAAAGUUUCGACUGAGAUUGACUGCAGGCCUGUCAGUCAUUGAAUUUGAAGGAUUCUGUUCCAGUCAAUUACCACAGAGAGUUGGAGUCGGUUGCUGUGUUGGUGUGAAGGUAACAUUGCUGUUGCGAAACAAAGCAUCAAGACUUUGAGCUCUGAAUUCUUUGCAUUUGAAACAACUGUUAAAGGCAGUGGACACUAUUGGUAAUUACUCAAAAUAAUUAUUAGCGUAAAACCUUUCUUGGUGACGAGUA
Asterias rubens (European starfish) is the source of this 2593-nucleotide messenger RNA. Its product is annotated as neurofilament heavy polypeptide-like. Bases 1 to 1293 code for a protein of 430 amino acids. NCBI's taxonomy places the organism in Eukaryota, Metazoa, Echinodermata, Asteroidea, Forcipulatida, Asteriidae. The record is from RefSeq and is a predicted model, not a curated record. The transcript has 3 exons. Gene Ontology annotation, molecular function: DNA binding.